AGGCAACGAAAGGGUAAAAACCCCUCUUCAAGAAAAAUCAAAGAAUCCAAUAACCAUAGCGAAAUGCUGAUGAUGUCGAGGCUAAAAUCUCUCCACUCCUUGAGAUCCCUGCCCCACCUUCUCACCUCAAAAUCCCACAACCAACCGUCCUUUCACCGGUCAUUCUCCCUGUCCCACCUGUCAUUAUCAUCAUCAUCAUCAUCAUCUCUACUCCCUUCAGCAUCCGCCGUCCGAUUCAUCAGUACGUGCCGCCCCCGAGAGGAACCCAACUUCCACUACAAUAUACCUCCCUUCCUCGACGAGAUACCUCCACCCGCCAACUGGGGCAUCGUGAUGGUCCCUGAAAAUCAGGCCUACGUUGUCGAACGGUUGGGAGGGUACCAGAAGACCCUCUAUUCCGGCAUCCACUUCCUGAUACCAGUGGUCGAUAGGAUCGCCUACGUCCAUUCCUUGAAGGAAGAGGUGUUCCUAAUUCCAAAUCAGUGUGCAAUUACGAAGGACGAUGUCCGCAUUUUAAUUGACAGUGUUGUUCAUGUCAAGAUAGUCGAUCCGUUGCUAGCAUCAUAUCAUCUCAGCAAUCAGAUCCUUGUAGUUGCGACUCUGUCAUGUGGGAUAAUGCUCAGAAAUCUCAGGAAAAUGAAUCUCAACGAGAUUCUUGAGGAGAUGGAUACUCUGAAUGAGAAUAUCUUGAAUUCAGUUAAUGAAGGUGGUACUGGUUUGGGUGUGAAGUGUAUGCGACAUAGGAUAUGGGACAUAUCUCCUUGUCCAAAGUCAAGUGAAAUUAUUGAGAUGCAACAGUCCGGGGGGAGAGAGAGAAAAAGUUCAGCUAUCCUAGAAUCAGAAGAUUCCUUUGUUAGAGCUAAAGAAGAAGCAAAAGCUAUCUUUACAAAGGUACAAGCAGCAACUGCAAAAGGAUUUUCUUUGCUAUCAAAUUCCAUUAAAGUAAGUGGAGGUGGAGGUGAUGGGCAUCCCAGACAAGACAAAGAUGAAAGCCCUGCAACUGUUGCUCCACCACCAGUUUUCUCUUUGGAGAGCCCCAAGAACCAAAGGUGAUACGGGGUCAAUGGCCUAGGAUUUUCUUAAGUGGCAUUUGGUAAACUGAAAAAUAAAGUCUGAAAAUUAAUUUAAGUAUGGAAAAGUUGAAGUACUGAAUUUUAGUAUUUAUUUAAGUACAAAUUUUGUUUAGUAAAAAGAAAAAGAAAAUUUGGAUCAAGAAGAUUGUUGUGUGAUCCUUUCAUCCAGGUCUGCGUGACCUUAUCAACAGGUUUGAUGGCAUAUAAACAUUACAGUGGGCCUCAGGAAGUUUUUAGUGGUGGGUGUUCAAUCACCAAUGUUUUCUUUCCUGUGGUGGGGUCCACCUGAGAUUUGGAUCUGCCUCAUUUUUUGAACCAUGUACUAAAAUGAGGUGUAAAAACGGAUGGUUGAUAUAAUUUGUAGAACCAUCAAUUUGGACUGUCCACCGUGUUGCUCCACUUUUGAUUGCAUGUGAUCCUCAAGAGCCAUUUUGAUUGGACCAUCAUAGCCAUCUAAUCAAUUGCUAUAGAGAUGGUGUUUAAAUUUUUAGGAAAAUGAGUCAAAUCAUCAAUCUAAAUCUUCCAUCGUGUGGACCCCACUUUUGAUUACAUGUGUUUCUUAAGAAUUGCUUUGAUCAGACCAUUUUAACCAUCCGAUCAAAUGCUAGUAAAUGGUAUUGAUUGCACAAGAAUGGAUGUAAUCAUCAAUCUGCACUGUCCAUCUCAAGGGCCCCACCUCUAGUUCCAUGCGUGUCUAAAGAGUCCCUUUGAUUGGAUCAUCCUAACCAUCCAAUUGAUUGCAUGGAAAAUGGAUGAUUCAGAUGAUUGUAGGACAAUGGAACUUAUCAUAGAUGUGGGUCAUGCCUUUGAUUUCGUGUCUUCCUCAAGAAUCUCUUUGAUACGAUAGUCCUAGCCAUAACGGUCGAUUGCUUGGAAACUGGAAGGCAUGAUGAUUUUAGGAAAAUACAUCUAAUCAUCAAUCUAGACCAUCUACCAUGUGCAACUGUUCGAAUCACUUUGAUUGCUUCAUCCUAACCAUCUAAUCAAUUGAUAAGAACGUGGACAGUCAUACUUGAUCGUAGGAAAAUAAUCUAAUCAUCAUUCUGGACCAUUCAUCAUAUAGGCCCCACAUUUGAUUGCACGUUUUUCUCAAAAAUUCCUUUGGUUGGAUUUUCUUAACCAUUCAAUCAAUUGCUAAAAAAAUAGAUCAUCCAUAUUGAUAGUAGAAAAUUGAUUAGAUCUACAAUGGGAAGCGUCCAUCACGGAUCCCAGGCCUACUUAUUAAUUUUAUGUUUCCUAAGAAUCCUUAGGAUCAAAACAUCCUUAGCAUUCGAUCAAUUACCAUGAAAUGGAUGUCUGAUAUUCUCUGUGUGAGAAAGGUCUAAUAUAGACCAUUUAUCAUGUGGGUCCCACCCUGGGAUCACAUUAUUCACUGGUCAAGAUGACUGGAGAUGCUAACAUUGAUUAGAACAUCAAUAAUCAUUUAAUUCGAGAGUU
Messenger RNA from Magnolia sinica, 2510 nucleotides. RefSeq lists its product as uncharacterized. Bases 64 to 1053 code for a protein of 329 amino acids. The transcript is spliced from 2 exons. The record is from RefSeq and is a predicted model, not a curated record. NCBI's taxonomy places the organism in Eukaryota, Viridiplantae, Streptophyta, Magnoliopsida, Magnoliales, Magnoliaceae. Gene Ontology annotation, cellular component: membrane.